ACUCGCGGAACCGCGCCCCCUCGCCUCGCCGCCGCACGAAUCGCGAGGCGGACCGGAGCCCUAGCCCAGCCGCCCCGCCCCUCCUCGGCGGAGCAUCCAUGGCCGGCGGCAAGCGCCGCCACGCGCGCAACCCGACCGCCGGCGGGCCCAGGCGCGGCGCCGGUGCCGGGCGCCGCCGCUCCGUCCCCCAGCUCCCGUCCUUCGUCUCUCCGGCCUCCGUCGCCGCCGCGUUCUCCUCGUCGGCAUCGGGCGGCCGCGGGGGGAGGGGCGGCCGGGGGUCGUCGAAUUCCGCGUCAGACGACUCCUCCCCCCACGCCGUUCCCUUCAGCUACGCGGGGUCCCGCCCCUGCGCCGCCUCCUCCGAGGGGGUGGCCCAGAUGCUGGAUGUGUCAAUCGACACCGCACCCUGCGCCGACCUGGCCGCCGCCACCGUUCCCGUGUAUUCCUACGGCCCAGUCGGCGUGAUCGGGUUAGGAUUCCACGGCGAGGAGAACGCGGAGGAGGAGGAGGAGGAGGAUGGGCUGCAUCUCGGGUUGGGAUUCCGUGGCUGCGGCAACGAUGUUGAGGUGGAGGUGUUGGAGGGGGCCAGCUUCGUGACGCCGAGGAAGCCGAAGGGGAAGCACAAGGGCAGGCGCAACGAGGGAUUCCUGUCGAUUGGGGGAGUUCGGAUCUACACGGAGGACAUCUCAUCGCCGGAGUCUGAGGGGUUGGUUGGCUCUGAUUUGGAAUCGCAGUCAGAUUCCGAUGAGAUAGACGGCAGUGAUGAAGAAGAAGACACUGAUGUCAACGAAGGAGGUUCUGAGUCCGAGGAAGAGUCUUCGGGAUCUGACUCAAAGCAAGACUUGAGCAUUGGUGAUUCAUCAGUCGACGAUGAAGUUGUUGCUGAUUACAUGGAGGGGAUCGGCGGGAGCGAGGAGCUCUUAAGCAGCAAGUGGGUGGCCAGUAUGAAUUUGGUUGAUUCGGAUGAUGGCGAUGAGAUGGAUGGGUUCUUGAAGGAGCGAAAGGGGAAGGGGAAGGGACAUGUUGAGGGUUAUGCGCUGAUGAACGCAUUGGAGCUGAUGGAUGCAUCGGAGCAGUAUGGGAUGAAGAGGCCAAACUCAGCUGAUCGGAUGAAGGGAAAGGGCCCUGCUGUCAGGGCUUGUGACCGGGACCUGGCAAGUAUGAGAGUGAUGGGUCUGGAUGAUGUGAUGAUGGUAAAGGAUCUACGCAUGACAAGCAGAUCCAGGAAGGGGGCAAAGGUGGCUUCAUCAUCUUCUGACCUCUCCAGGUCCUGGCCUAAUGAGAGUAGGAAAAGCAAGAAAUAUCAUAGUGUACCAGGUGAGAAAAAGAAGCAUCGGAAGGAACUCAUUGCAAAGAAACGCCGCCAACGAAUGUUAGGCAGAGGAGUUGAUUUAGAUCAAAUUAACACUAAAUUGAGGAAGAUGGUUGUAGAUGAGGUUGAUAUGGUAUGCUUCCAACCAAUGCACUCUCGGGACUGUUCACAGGUGCAGCGCCUUGCAUCUAUUUAUCACUUGAAAAGUGCGUGUCAAGGUUCAGGCAAGAAAAGAUUUGUCACUGUGACAUUAACUGCGGACUCUUGCUUGCCAUCAGCAGAGGGCCAAAUUCGACUUGAUAAGCUCAUAGGAACUGAACCUGAGGACUUUGCUGUCAAUUGGGAGAACUCUAAACGUCCAGCCCAAACAAAGGGACUCUCAGCUCCAGGAAAAUUGUCGAGGAAUCAGACAUCCAGUGGAAAGAAAUCUUCCAAGAGACAAGUAUCACUUGCUGACCGUCCUGUGUCUUUUGUCUCCUGUGGCACAAUGGCGGAAUCUGUUACCGAGACAAUUGCAGUUGCCUCUACCAGUGGUGAAGCCUCAUGUGAGAAAAUAGUUGAAAGCAACUCUGUCAAGCUGGGAACCUUUGAGAUGCAUACCAAGGGUUUUGGUUCUAAGAUGAUGGCUAAGAUGGGAUUCAUUGAGGGAACUGGCCUCGGCAAAGAUGGCCAAGGCAUGAUGCAGCCCAUCGAAACCGUCCAACGUCCCAAAUCUCUCGGGCUGGGAGUAGUAUUCGACAGCGAGGCUGAGGCAAUCAAAGCAAGGUCAGAGCCAACAGCCAAAGCGAGAUCAGAACCGAAGCGAUUCUCUCGGAAAGUCGAGAUGAGCGGUGUCGGUUCCUUUGAGAGGCAUACAAAGGGCUUUGGAUCCAAGAUGAUGGCGAGGAUGGGGUUCGUUGAGGGCUCUGGCCUGGGGAAGGACGGCCAGGGCAUCGUCACCCCUCUUACUGCGGUGAGGCGACCCAAGUCAAUGGGGCUGGGAGCCAAGGAUAAGUAUUAACAAACAUAGCAGGUCGCCGUGCAUUCUUCUAGCAAGCUGGAAUCUGGAAUCUAUCGCGAUGGCAACGGGAGUGCCCGGUCUUCCAUCAGUUAAUGAUAAUUAUCGAUUUGAUAGCUUUCGAUCACUAAAACUGACCCUUGCAAUCGCAGCAUCUUGUCAACGAUGAGCCGUCAGUUGACUUAGCCAAUAAGACUUAUAUCUCUAUGUUAAUCGAAGAACAUAAGUAAGAACAAGAAAAAUACCCUCAAUUGCAUUAGUAUGAUUAAACUAGCCAAUAAGACUAAUAUUUAGUCUCUGUAGGUGAAUCGAAGUAGGAACAAGAAAAAUGCACUAAAUUGAAUUCGUAUGAUUAAACUCUUGAAGUUGGGGUUUCAUAAAUUGAUCUAUUAAAACCUAACUGCAACUUAGUCGAUCUGCUCGUGGAUCUGAAAUUGAUAUGAAUUAGAUUGGAACACGAGGCUCAUCUAAAUUUGAUCCAUAUUUUUGUUUGGAUGAUCAUUGAAUGUCUUGGUCCUAUAUCCAUACUUUCUAAUCAAAAUUAAAUUAC
Oryza brachyantha (malo sina) is the source of this 2859-nucleotide messenger RNA. RefSeq lists its product as uncharacterized. The transcript is spliced from 7 exons. Gene Ontology annotation, molecular function: nucleic acid binding. Bases 99 to 2312 code for a protein of 737 amino acids. The record is from RefSeq and is a predicted model, not a curated record. Lineage: Eukaryota; Viridiplantae; Streptophyta; Magnoliopsida; Poales; Poaceae.